Messenger RNA from Bactrocera oleae (olive fruit fly), 678 nucleotides. The record is from RefSeq and is a predicted model, not a curated record. Lineage: Eukaryota; Metazoa; Arthropoda; Insecta; Diptera; Tephritidae.
AUGGUGCGGAGCUCGCACUGCUGGAGAGGAGUUUGGAGGAUGAGGAUCCUCCAAAUUAACCUCCAGCACUCAACGGCGGCCUCCGCCGAUCUAGUGCUUCGUCUAGGACGGGACGAAGCCGACGUUGUCCUUAUCCAGGAACCGUGGCUGAGCAGAAACGGUAUCUCUGGUCUAAGGACAAAGAGCCACAAGCUCCUGGCGGCAAACAGUACAGGUAGAACCAGAGCCUGCUUGUUGAUCAGAAACGAACUUACCGUUUUUCUUUUGCUUAAUUUCAGAAACGAGGAUGUCGUCGCUGCUAGACUGGAGGACAGCGCCGAAGAACUCUGGCUUGUUUCAGCCUACAUGCCGCACGACGACGAGGUGGAGCCACCUCCGUACCUGCUUAGAAGAGUUUUGGCAGAGGCCAGGCGCAAAGGGACCGGAGUCUUAAUAGGCUUGGAUGCUAAUUCAAGGCACACCGUCUGGGGGAGCUCGGACAUUAACGCAAGAGGUGAGUCACUUUUUGAUUUUAUUUGUAGUGUAGAUCUUUCUAUAUGUAAUAGGGGGAACAGCCCUACCUUUGUGACUGCUAGCAGGUUUACAAUUUACAUGCUGCUCUAUGCUACUUCUUCUACAAUCAAAAGAAUUAAGUCACAAGAUGACGGUUGGCGUAAUCUUGUAUUCUAUCAUUCUUGA